Molecule: messenger RNA, 807 nt
Organism: Naegleria fowleri
Lineage: Eukaryota; Heterolobosea; Eutetramitea; Acrasida; Naegleriidae
Exons: 1
Coding region: 1-807 (268 amino acids)
Source: RefSeq, a predicted model, not a curated record
AUGACCGACUUUCUGAAUGAUGCCUAUGGCAAUCGGUGCUUUGAUAUUUACAGAGAGGUUCGGAAAGAAUAUAAAAAGUUUUUGAAUCAAGACAAGGAGCUUCCUACAAACCAUCCAUUGUUAUUGAAAUUUCAUACAUGUUUAUAUAGACCAUUUUUGAAUAUUGAAAUGCAUGAGAAAUUGAGAAAAGAUUUGAAUAAUUGUUUGGUGGAAUCGGAAGAAGAUUACUCCAAGUGCGAAAACUAUGUGAAUGAACUGAGAAAAAUUGGCUCUUUUGAGUCCCAGGAGAAUGUGUUUUUUGAUGUACACAGCACUGUUAAAGUUCAAGGUGCUUCUAAUCAAUGCAAAGACCAUUUAAAUAAGGCCAGAGAAUUAAUGUGUGAUGCUUUUCCUGAAAAACACGAAUGCGUGGAAUUGAAAGAAAAAUCAUUUGCAUGUAUUUCAAAGGUAGCAUGCUCUGAAUUGCAUAAGUUGUCGAGUGAAUGUUUCAAAAAAAACGAACAAAUGGAAACUGAUUCAUUGUGGAAAUACCUUUUCAAAGGACAAGAUGUUCAGACGAAAAAGUCUUUUGAACAGUAUUGCAGUAGCAUUCAGUCGGACCUCAUCAGAUGUUUUGACAAGUAUUUUCUUCUAGGAAUUGUAAUGAGACCAAUCACACGUUCAGAAGAGAAUCUUGACGAAAACUCUCACUUUUAUGGAGCUGUUACUCUCGAUGAGUUGAAGAAAAGACAAAAGAAUAUAGAAAAGAGAAUAAGGUAUGAAAAAGAGCAAGAAAGACGAUUCAGAGAGCAACAGCAGAAAAAUUAG